AUGGAGGCAUCUAAGAGUCUGGCUACACCGCGCUCCAUCUGUAGUGAGAGUUGCCUCCAUGGAUACUGGAAAGUCCUACUGGAAGGAAAACAGAAAUGCUGCUACUACUGUGCCCCCUGUGCAGAAGGCGAAAUCUCCAACCAGACUGAUAUGGGAACAUGCUUAGUGUGUCCUAACGAUCACUGGUCAAAUGGAAGAAGAGAUUCCUGCGUUCCAAGACCGAUUGAAUUCCUGUCUUAUGGAGACACACUGGGGUCAUCUCUAAUUAUUAUAAAUCUUACAUUUUGCCUUGUGACUAUAGUUGUGUUGGGGAUAUUUAUAAAAAAUAAAGAUUCUCCGAUUGUGAAAGCCAAUAACCAGAAUCUCAGUUUCAUACUUCUCCUCUCACUCAUCUUCUCAUUUUUAUGCCCUCUCUUAUUCAUUGGACGCCCCUCAGAUAUAUCAUGUCUCCUCCGACAAGUGGCUUUUGGAAUCAUUUUUAGCCUUGCAGUUUCUUCAGUCUUAGCUAAAACAGUGACUGUAGUCUUGGCUUUUCAAGCCAUUAAACCAGGCAGGACACUGAGGCAGUGGAUGAAGAGACACCUCUCCACAUCCUUACUUGUUAUAGGUUCAUCUGGAGAAGUUUUGAUCUGUGUCAUCUGGUUGUUUUAUUCUCCACCAUUCCCAGAUUAUAACACUGGAAUAGAGGUUGGAAAGAUAAUCUUACAAUGUAUUGAGGGAUCUGCCAUUGCUUUCUACUUGUCUAUCGGCUACAUUGGAUUUCUGGCAAUGAUGAGCUUUAUUGUAGCUUUCUUGGCCAGAAGACUUCCAGACACCUUUAAUGAGGCUCAGUACAUCACCUUCAGCAUGCUGGUGUUCUGCAGUGUGUGGAUCUCCUUCAUCCCACCAUACCUCAGCACCAAGGGGAAGUACAUGGUGGCUGUGGAAGUUUUUGCCAUCUCAUGUUCCAGUGCUGGACUUCUGGGCUGUAUCUUCAUUCCCAAAUGUUACAUUAUCCUACUGAGACCAGAACUCAACACAAAGUCCAAUAUAAGGGUCAUAAGAAGACAUUGUACAGGAGAAUUUUGA
Molecule: messenger RNA, 1068 nt
Organism: Bufo gargarizans (Asiatic toad)
Lineage: Eukaryota; Metazoa; Chordata; Amphibia; Anura; Bufonidae
Product: vomeronasal type-2 receptor 26-like
Exons: 3
Coding region: 1-1068 (355 amino acids)
Biological process (GO): G protein-coupled receptor signaling pathway
Cellular component (GO): membrane
Molecular function (GO): G protein-coupled receptor activity
Source: RefSeq, a predicted model, not a curated record